Molecule: messenger RNA, 1221 nt
Organism: Thermochaetoides thermophila DSM 1495
Lineage: Eukaryota; Fungi; Ascomycota; Sordariomycetes; Sordariales; Chaetomiaceae
Exons: 5
Coding region: 1-1221 (406 amino acids)
Molecular function (GO): oxidoreductase activity
Source: RefSeq, a predicted model, not a curated record
AUGGCGCGCAUCACCCUGCUCGGGCUGCUCAAAGCCGUGCCCUGGCUGCUGUUGGCUCCGGACCUUGUGUCCGGCGACGCGGUCAAGGACCUGCAAGACCGGGGUCGGCCGAAUCUUGAUGCGGCGAUUGCGAGGUCCUCGACUUGUACGAAGGAGAAGCUUCAGGUUAGGCGGGAAUGGGGCGACAUCUCGGCCGAGGAAAAGAAGGCCUACAUCGCCGCCGUCAAGUGUCUCCUCCAGAAGCCGUCGCGCUUGGACCCUGUGCAAUUCCCUGGCGCCAAGUCGCGGUAUGAUGACUUUGUCGUCGUGCACAUGAACCAGACCUUGACUAUCCACGGCACUGGAAGCUUCCUCACCUGGCACCGUUACUAUACUUGGGCGUUUGAAAAGGCCCUUCAGACGGAGUGUGGCUAUCAGGGGACUCAGCCGUAUUGGGACUGGGGACGCUGGGCCCAAGAUCCCGAGAACUCGCCCAUCUUCGAUGGCAGCGACACCUCGCUCUCCGGCAACGGCGAGUACAUCCCGGGCCACCGCGGGUCCGGCGUCGUUCCCGCCGGUAACGGCGGUGGCUGCGUCAAGACCGGUCCCUUCAAGGACAUGAUCGUCCACCUAGGCCCCGUCGCCCCUGCCGUGGAUCCCCCACCUCCGGCCAACCCUCGCCCCGACGGCUACGGCGACAACCCACGCUGCCUACGCCGCGAUAUCUCCAACCAACUCAGCAGCCGCUACCUGCGCACUGAAGACAUCGUCAGCUUAAUCACAAACUCUCAAAACAUCGGCACCUUCCAAGACGUGAUGCAAGCCGUAGGCGGCGGCUUCGGCGGCGGCUUCGGUGGCGGCUUCGGUGGUGGCUUCGGCGGCGGCUUUGGAGGAGGUUUCGGCGGCGGUUUCGGCGGCGGUCCCGGCUUUGGAGGCAUGGGCGUGCACGGUGCGGGACACUUCACCAUUGCGGGCGAUCCAGGCGGUGAUUUCUACACUUCGCCGAAUGAUCCUGCUUUCUGGGUGCACCAUGCUAUGAUUGACCGGACGUGGACAAUCUGGCAGAGUUUGGAUUUGAAUGCUAGGACGCAGGUGGUUGCUGGGCCGAGGAGCAUGAUGGGUUUUGGGCCGCAGUCGACGCUGGAUGACUUGAUUGACUUGGGGGUGGUGGCGGAUAAGGUUUAUCGCAUUCGGGAUUUGACGAGUGUGGUCGAUGGGCCGUUCUGCUACGUCUAUGAGUGA